AUGGCAAGCACUAUCGGAGGUGGUCUCGAUGUAGACUGGUUGCUACACUCGAGGAAAGACCAUGCUCAACCCCCCAGUGACCAAAAACCGGUGUCCCAAAUCCUCACACAACCUCAAAUCCAGCAGACCGAACCUACGCCGCCGCCGUCUCCGGCGAAUCCUGCCCUCGCAAAACAAUCGCAGAGAGAGCCGCACACAACAGCUUCCCAGCAGAAGCCCAUCUCAGCAGUGACCGGCAAGGAAUUUGAUCUACAAGCUGCUGCACAGAAGAUUGUGGGGUCUACUCCACCAAAAUCGCCGCAGAAUCAACAAUCCCGACCUUCAUUGUCCCGAGGCCAAAACAGCGACGAGACUAAAAGGGGUCUGAAGCCAAACGGAGGUAAUGUCAGGAAGGAGGGAAGACGAAGUUCAUGGAUUGCAAGUUUCAGUUCCAAGUUUUCCUCUUCGAAUUCCCCUCCACCUUCACAUAACUCUAGCUUUGAUGUCCAGUCCCAGUCAAAUGGUAUCGCCGCAUCUCCUCAGCCUAUCCCUAGACACGAAUUGACGAAUCCAUUUAAUAAGAAAGAACUCGUCAAAGAUGUACAAAAGGAGACCAAAAAGGAAGAAAAUAAACCGGCGGUUAACGUUCACACUCCCCCGCGUCGACAGUCGGUGUUAGUUGCUGCGGGAAAAGAGACCAAAUUAGACCAUCCAGGAUUCUUGUCCAGUGCUCUAAGGAGGCUUUCCUCUUCUUCAAAUACCACCAUGGGAAAGGGCGCUGGUGGGGGGGCAAUCUGUCCAAGAAAGGUCAUGAAUAUCGAUCACAACCGUGAGCGUAUUAAGAUCAGCGAAUUCGACCAGAACAAGCUGAAAAGAGUGGCAUUUUGUGUCGAUGUGGAAAUCGCUGGAUUUGCUUCUCAAGCGGAUGAAGAUCCUGAUCUAUACAGCCGGCCUUCUAUGCAGGAUCCCCAGAAGCCGUCCUUGACUACGUCAGACAAGGGAAUUGGAAAGAGGGACUACAAGGAUGCGAAAUACAAGGGAAAAGGAGAAGGCGCGGCUCUGAAGAAUCCUACAGCAGCUACUGAAGAAAAGGAAGAGGCUGAACAACCAAAACACGACACCGGGUCUGAACUUCCUGAAAGUAAGAGGGACAAAAAGCCUCAAUCCGAAGAAGUUGCGCCGCGGUCUGAGCCCCAACCUAUACCUCCUACACGGAAAAAGGAGAAAAAGAAACGAUCAGAGGCCGAACGAAAGGAACGAAGAGAGCGGAAGAGAAGACAUGCUGAAGCAAAUGGUCUGGUUCCUCUUGAAUUGACUCGAGAAGAUGACGACUCAGAUUCGAGCCCUAGUAGCACCCCUCCGGGUGCGUCAACUCCAAAACGGCCGAGCGACGGUCCUACGACUGAUCCAUUACGGAUUUAUAAGCGAUGUUGCCAGCUCCGUGAAACGACGGUUCUCAGUCGAAUGAAGGAACAAAUAUCAAAACCAUCAGCAACUUUGGCAGAAGCUCCUGGCACUGUUGCAGUGAUGGAUCUUUCAGGCUUACGAAUGCAGCUGCAAGAUGUAAUUACCUUGGGCGAUUGGCUUGCUGUUGUACCUGUUCGAAAACUUAUCCUUGACGGUUGUGGCCUGACCGACGAAGCUGUUCGAGUGAUUUUGUCCGGACUGGCGUCGUGUAAAUCUGCCGAACAGGCUCGACAGAACAGAAAACUGCCUAAAAGGCUAUCUGGAAAGAGUGGCAUGGAACAAAUGGGGGUCAUCGAGAAGCUCUCGAUGAAAGAAAAUCCGGGAAUUACUAAUCUCGGUUGGAAGUAUAUCGGUCUUUUCAUGCACAUGUCACAAUCACUGAGGGCCAUUGACCUUUCCGGGAUACCAUUUCCAAAAUCCGGUGAUUUCUCUCAAACUUUUUCCACAACCAGCUCCGGGAGCAACAACAUAAUCGACCCAUCCUCAAAAUUUUCUGAUCUAGGAGCUCUGAUCGUCCAUGCUUUGUCUGUACGAUUAGGCGAUAAGUUUGAGGAACUCAUCCUUGGUGGUUGUGGACUUUCGACGGCCAAUAUUCGAGAGAUUGUGGAUUGCGCUAUCAAAUGCAAGAUUCGACGGCUUGGUCUUGCGGACAACAAUCUGAAUGAAGAAGCCUUGAUGUACGUCGUUCGAUACAUCAAAUCUGGUGUUUGUGAAGGACUUGAUCUCGGAGGCAACAAUUUGCAUGGUACUGGACAUGUUCUAGCUGACGCGGCCGAUGAUCAAUGUCCACUGUUCGCCAUCAGUCUCUCGGAUUGCAACUUGACAUCCAACGAUCUCGGCUCCAUUUUGAUACCAUUUGUGAAACUCACCAAUCUCAAGUUUAUCGACCUGUCACGUAACAAGGCUUUGUUCACCAGUCAGCCAAACGCGGUGUCGGUUUUCCGAAAAUUGCUUCCCAAAUUAACUCGUUUGAAACGGAUACACCUAUCAGAUACUGAAAUGACACCAGAACACGUCAUCGCUCUGGCUGAAAUUCUUCCAGACUGUCCUUCGUUGGCACAUCUCAGUAUUUUGGAUAAUUAUCCUCUCGUUCACGCUAUGAAUUCGAAAGAAGAAGGUUUCCAAGAAGAAGCCUGUGCAUUCUUUGCUUCAUUAAUGACUGCAGUGAGAGUAUCGGAGACUAUCAUUGCUGUCGAGAUUGAAGUUCCUAGUGCCGACAGUAGCGAAGUGGUCAAAGCACUAGCAUCACAGGUUGUCGCCUACAGUCUUCGAAAUAUGGAGCGUACUACACUCGACGAAGUGGGUGUCAAGCCUACUAAUUUGGCAGAAAAGGAUGCACCGGAAGUCUUACUUCACCUGGUCGGACAUAUGGAAGGCUACACAGAAAAUCAUGACAAAGACGAACCGGCUCCAGAUGAAGAUUAUGUGAUUGCAUCUACAGGAAUUGUCAAAGCCCUUGAUGUCUGCUUAGGUAGCAAGGACGGCAGCAGUCGAGCACAUUCCAGAAAUAUCAGUCCUGCUGCAAGUGGAACGACAACUCCCAAACAAGGAGGUCUUCGUCAACGGACCAUGUCUAAACCUCGUGAUGUUAGUUUGGAACUCUGUGAGAGUGCAAGGAAGAUCAGGAUGAGAUUGAGGCCGGCAUUGAUCAAAGAGGACCGCGCUGGAAAUGAUGCAAACUAUCGACGUCUUAUAUUCCUUGAUCAAACCUUGCAACGUAUGAUUCAACGAUUCGAGGACGAAUACCCUGAAACCAAAGUUGCAUCCACAUCACCACCAAUAACCAAUAGCAUACCCUCACCAGAUCCCUCCCUUCCUGAUCCAUCUCUUCUUUCAGGAUCAGUAGAUUCCGAUGGAUUGAUGAAGAUGACUUCUGCGGAAGAGUAUUUCCCUGCUGAUGCCGAGUCCUCGAAAGAUCCUUAUGCUCUCAAAUUGUCUCGAACUUCUUCAAAUACAUCUCUUGCGGCCAAGGCUUACACGGACGAAGAAGGCCGUAUACUUCGUUUUGGACAAACAAUGCGAAGAGAGGUCCUGAAGCCAACUGGAGUGGAUGAUGCCCUACAUGGCACCAGCAGGUACGACGAACCCGAACCUCCUCAUCUGGCUGCUCUUCGGGCCAAGUUGGAGGAAGUCCGAGGUGAGGAUAUCCGAGCCAAGGUGGAAAAAGAUGGAGUUGAUAAUGUUAUUCGGGAACUCGGUCUGAAUGCUCAAGAACUAUUGAUGUUACGAGAGCAGGAUCCUGAAGGGUUCGAGGCUUUUAGGGAUUCUCAAUUGGCUGCUCACUUUAAUGCCGGUCUAAUUGAUGUGGAUGGAUAUCGGAAAGAGAAGAGCUGA
Rhinocladiella mackenziei CBS 650.93 is the source of this 3780-nucleotide messenger RNA. RefSeq lists its product as uncharacterized. The transcript has 3 exons. Gene Ontology annotation, molecular function: small GTPase binding; GTPase activator activity. Lineage: Eukaryota; Fungi; Ascomycota; Eurotiomycetes; Chaetothyriales; Herpotrichiellaceae. The coding region runs from base 1 to 3780 and encodes 1259 amino acids. Gene Ontology annotation, cellular component: perinuclear region of cytoplasm; cytosol; nucleus. The record is from RefSeq and is a predicted model, not a curated record. Gene Ontology annotation, biological process: nucleocytoplasmic transport; activation of GTPase activity.